Messenger RNA from Microdochium trichocladiopsis, 609 nucleotides. RefSeq lists its product as uncharacterized. Bases 1 to 609 code for a protein of 202 amino acids. The record is from RefSeq and is a predicted model, not a curated record. The transcript has 3 exons. NCBI's taxonomy places the organism in Eukaryota, Fungi, Ascomycota, Sordariomycetes, Xylariales, Microdochiaceae.
AUGGCACUAUUUGUCCAUCGGGAGACAUCAUAUUACUCGUUGGUCCUCAAAAAGAGGCGCUCAGAGUACAAUCUCACUGCCUUCGAAGCGCCUCCAAGGUCUUCGACGCCAUGUUUGGCCCACAUUGGCAAGAAGGUCGAGCUCGAUCUUUCCAGCGACAAUCCAAAGACAGUAGAACUUCCAGAAGACAACUUUCAAGCAAUGUUAUUCAUCUGUCGAGUCAUACACCACCGCAACGAGCUGGUGCCACGCGCCAUUGACCCUGCAGACUUGCUACAUGUAGCCACCGCGAUUGAUAAAUAUGGCAUGAGCGUCGCUCUCAAAUUUGCUCUCGCGCAAUGGCUUCAUGUUGAAGACAGCAUGGAUAUGACAUCAAUGGGAUAUAUAAUGGCCGCAUCAUAUCGUCUUGCUGACGAGGAAGUCUUCGUGAAGCUUCGCAUGUCUCACAUUCUCAGGGCUUGGACCAAGGACAUCACUACAGGCCCGGGACGAGAAGCCCUAGUGCAAGCAGCCGUCACGGUGGAUUCUGUUAUGGUCGUCGCGAAACUCCAGCUUCGUGGUGGUCAUGUGUCUAUCAUGGGGAAAUCUGGCGCGUCCUUUGAAGACUAA